UUUGGCUUUUUGAAAAAUUUGCCUUCGGACCUCAAAUCCCAAGCCACGAAGUGUCAAAGAGCUUAAAGAAACCCACACAGAGAAAGAGAGCCUCAGAAACCCUAGCGCUGUUCAGUUGAAUCAAGAUGCCGGUGGAGUCUAGAUUCAGGCUUGAGAGGCCGUUUGACAUUGCGGAGGCCUUUUCUCAAAGGCGAUCUGGCUCGCUUGCUGUUCUAAACGAUCAGCGCGUGGAGUCGUUGGAAUCGCCGGCGAGGCGGAGGGCGUUAGCGACACCGGUGCAUCAGAGACGGCUAGGGUUAUGGGCCGCAGGAGGUGAUGGGCUCGCGCGGAGCAGAAUGAGGACACCGAGAGCCGCGAUUGGUCAAGAGAAUGUGCUGCUGGCCGGAAGUUCUAGCCGGAGAAGGGGACGGGGAUCAAACAGUGUGUUGCCUUCUUGGUAUCCAAGAACCCCUCUCCGUGAUAUAACUGCGAUUUCCAGGGCCAUUGAGAGGAGAAGAGCUCGCUUGGGUGAGGAGAAUGGUGAAACUGCAGAGGGUCAAGUUUCAUCUCUACAAGUUCAGGAUGCUCCUCCUGAGCAUCAAGUUCUUGCUGCUACUCCUUCAACCAUUAAGAAGAGACCUUGCCCGCCUCCUUCUGUUCUUAAAGUGCACAAAAUUCUGCUAGAGGUGGCUAAUCAGCCUGAUGAGGGAGAGUUCGUUACACCACAGAAGAAGCUGCUGAACUCAAUUGACAAAGUUGAGAAGGUGGUCUUGGAAGAACUUCAGAGGCUGAAGAGGACCCCGAGUGCUAAGAAGGCAGAGAGGGAAAGAAAGGUUCGAACUUUGAUGUCAAUGCGUUGAGGAGAAAAGUAGUUUGGACAAAGAAGACCGUCUACAGUAAAAGUUAUCACCUUCUGGUGAAUCAUUUUCUACCCUAUGUACUGAUGACCAUAAUCACCUUCUGGUGAUAAUGUGCAGUGAAGCCAUCACCCUCUGGUGAUAAUGGUAGUGAAAUUAUCACCUUCUGGUGAUACCAUCUUGGUUCAAGCCAACUUACCUUUUGCUGACUGCACUUCACAUCUCACUAAGGUGUCUUUAGAAUUAGGGUCAUCAGUAGGCAAUAUCAUCACUGCUGAAGUUCUUUUUUUUUUUUGGAGUUAGUUUAGGGUAGUAACUAUGGUUGAGUUUCGUUACAUCAUUCUUUUAUGCAUCAGGCCAUAUGACCUCUACUUUAGGUGGACAAUUUAGUCUGUAUUGUGUUGAUAAUUCUGGGGAAAUGUAUAUAAAGGCUGUAUGGCAAGGACUCCACUUUUGUAGCAUUUGUUUGGAUCCUUUUCUAACGGUGAUAGUUGUGGAAGCAAGGACUUCCGAAGUAA
Rosa chinensis is the source of this 1354-nucleotide messenger RNA. RefSeq names its product protein POLYCHOME. Lineage: Eukaryota; Viridiplantae; Streptophyta; Magnoliopsida; Rosales; Rosaceae. The record is from RefSeq and is a predicted model, not a curated record. Gene Ontology annotation, biological process: regulation of nuclear division; negative regulation of ubiquitin protein ligase activity. Gene Ontology annotation, cellular component: nucleus. The coding region runs from base 126 to 839 and encodes 237 amino acids. The transcript is spliced from 3 exons.